AUGGUAAUGUCGAUGUUGCCUUACACCUACCCAUUGGCUCUGCUCAUCGUCCUCGUCGUCCUCGGUGUUGCCGCCCCCCCUGCACUUGUCCGGUCGGACCCAGAGCCUGGGCCGAGCGUGGAAGCCAUCAACGCCACAUGUGCAACCGCUUCUUCCCAGGUAUAUUGCAGACAGUUGUUGUUAGACAACCUGGACGUGAGGACGCCGGAGGUGAAGGACGUGAUCGGGAUGUCGGUCCAAGUGGCGGCCAAGAAGGCGGCGGAGGCGGCCGCAGUCUACAAGGCCAACAAGAACCCCUCCAAGUGCAUCGCGGGCUGCAUCCACGACCUGGCCGUGCUCACCAAGAUGAUCGAUGCAGUCCGGGACCCGGCGGUGCUCAAAACCGCCAAGGACGCGGGCUAUGAUGAGUUCGAUUCCAGGAACAAGAAAUGCGGAAAUGAUUGCACCAUCGACAUGUCAAACCAAGAACGCGCCGACCAGAUGGCGUUCGUCUUUGCGGAAGGAGCUCUGCACGUCACCGAUGACCUCUUGAAGAGGAGGGCCUUCUUCAACCAGAAAAAGGCAUGAAUGUUUCCAAGAAGAACACAACUCAAGGCCCAAGGAUCAUCUCAAGUCUGAAAUCUGAAGAGGAGGAUCGAUGCAUGCAUGCAUGCCGUGAUCGAUUUAUUUUGCAUUUUUUGAUUUUUUAUAACAAUGGAUCAAUGCCAAUUAAUG
Hordeum vulgare subsp. vulgare (domesticated barley) is the source of this 714-nucleotide messenger RNA. RefSeq lists its product as uncharacterized. The transcript has a single exon. NCBI's taxonomy places the organism in Eukaryota, Viridiplantae, Streptophyta, Magnoliopsida, Poales, Poaceae. The record is from RefSeq and is a predicted model, not a curated record. Bases 1 to 567 code for a protein of 188 amino acids.